CUUUCAUAUUUGAGUAUGUAAGCAGUUGAAAACUUGUCUAAUCGACUAUAUGUGCUUGUAAAUGGAUGUGUGUGUUGUGCUGAUGUUCUGGUCACUACAAGUGGGUGUGAUUAUGAUAACACACUCAGUAAACACCCGAGGACAGAAUUUCCUGAAUAGAGCGGGAGGGAGGAGAAAUGACAGUACAGACGAGCAGCAGCGACUGAACUUUUCAGUUGGGUCGCUGACUUUAUUCGUGCCAAAAAUCUUUCUUCUGUUUGCUCUUGUUUUAACAACAGCCAUUGAUUUGUCAUGCACUCCAGAGGAAAACCGAAGGACCGGUCUCCUUCAAAGUCCACCCACAGGUCGUCCUGUGUGAAGCUCUACUUGUGCUCUAACCCAGAGGACAGCGUGGUGGAGCGCAGCGCUCUGAGGGAGAGCGUGUUCCCCAGAUUUAGAGAGCACUGUCGACACAAGCUGGGACUGGACUUCAGGGUGAUAGACCCAUUUGAGUCCAGUGAUCCCAGUUGUUGGCCAGAUGAAAACACCAGACAGCAGCUGAUUGCAGAAUGCAGAGAGAGCUCCGCAGGACCUUUUUUACUGGCUCUGGUAGGACAUCAGUAUGGCUCAGCCAGUCUUCCCACCCAGGUGGAGGCAUCAGAGUACCAACUGCUGCUGCAGGAGAGCCAGCAGGCGGGCAUCAGCACCCAGGAGAUGGAGAAAGUGUACCAAAGGGACGAGAACACCAUCCCUCCCUCCUACUGCCUCAGACGUCCACACAGACACACCUGCUGUCCUCAGGCAGGGAUUAAGGAAGAAGAGGAGAUCAAGAUGAAGACUAAAGAAGAUGAGCUGAGGAAAGUGUUUCAGGCCGCUGUAAGUCUGUGUGUCCACAGCGGUCUCCUGACCCCAGAGAGAGCCCAGAGCUACGACAGAUCAGCCCUCGAUGCAGAUCUGCGAUUUGCACUGGACAGCCAUCCUGAUAAUGACAUCAUCAGACGCUGCCUGGUUUACGUCCACAAGGUCAUCAAUGCGAAAGGAGAGAGAGAGAAGAGACAGAUGAACUCGCAGCUUCAGCCACAAGAAGAGGCUGUCACCUUUGACCUUAGGGCAGCAGGCACUGAUGGACAGCUACUCUCUGAGCUUUGUGACAACUUUCUCCCUGGUCUCAUCAUUUCCACCCAUCUUCUGGUGUACACCACCACCACAGAGUGUGACCGUCGCCACGGUUACACAACAGCCAGGAGGCGGGGCUAUGCCACGUCUCUGUGCCAACAAGUGUACGCUGACCUUGUGGAGAUGACUGACACCUUAGAAACCAGCCAACACUCUCAGUUUUGUGAUGCGUUGGCUAGAGAGCAGGCAGAGCAGGAGGAGCUGUGUGACAUCCUGUCACAAUUUUAUGAUGUCAUUCGACCUGAAGAGGAGAAGGUCAGAGCCUACGUGGAGCAGAGUGAACAUCAGCACCUAUUGGUGGUGACAGGAGGACCAUGCACAGGGAAAGCAGUUCUGCUUGCACACUGCGCUCAGCAGAUAAAGUCUUGGCUGCCAGACUGUGAACCAGUGGUGAUCACUUAUUUUUGCAAUCUGUCAAUCAACCCCUCUCCAAAGCACCUGUUGUCAAGCCUGUGUUAUCAAAUUUCCCGUAGAUAUCAUCACAGUGAGCAGAAUCCCAGAGACCUUGACGGUCCUUACAGUAUCACAUCUAAUCUGGGUGCUCAUGUUGAUGACUCUAACCAAAACCUUACCAUACCAUCCUCAGGUCCUUCAGGCAUCACAAAACUGGACAUUAGUCUGUCUGAGCUCAAAGAACAUCUUUCAUCCCUCCUCUACCUCCUGCCUUCCACCAAGCAGCCUCUAGUUCUUAUCCUCGAUGGUCUUGAUCACAUCAAAAACAAUGCUGGGCCUCAGGUCAUCAGUAGCCUCCCCUCUCCCCUUCCUCCCAGUGUCAAAGUCAUUCUCACAGUCUCCUCCUCCAGGCAAACGCAAAUACUGCAAGUCAUCAACCCACACGGUCCACUGCAAAGGAGGUCAGAGGGUAGUGAGAAGGAGUCAGGAUAUGUGUGUGUUCCAUUGGGAUUGGUGGACAGGAAGCAGUAUGUUAAGAUGUUGGCGUCGCUGCUGACCAGUUCAGGGAGGAAGGUGACAUCAGGACAACAGGCGCUGGUGAACCAGGCGCUGACUUCUUGUUGUCUGACUCUCUACGCUCGACUCCUGCACCUACACACCUCGCUCUGGCACUCUGAUUCAGAUGUGACUGAGUCAUCGCUUCCUGACAGUGUCCAUUCAUCCAUUUCUGCACUGAUGGAUCACCUUGAACAGAAACAUGGCUCCUCUAUUGUGGCCCGUGCCGUCUCCUACCUCACCCUCUCCAGGACUGGACUCACUGAGGCUGAGCUUGUUGAUCUAUUGUCUAUUGAUGAUGAGGUGCUGUCUGAGUAUGUUCAGCAGGGUGAGAGCCCUUCCUCCAAUAUGAGAGUCCCGCAAAUUGACGUGGAGAGACUUCUGUUGGAUUUGAGGAGGUUUCUCGUCAGGAGAACAGUUGGAGGGUUGUGUGUUUUAUUCUGGGUGAGCAGGCAUUUCAGGCUGGUAGUGGCCAAGAAGUAUUUAGGCAGUUGUGAGGUGAGAAGGGAGAUUCAUUUGGCAAUGGUGGACUAUUUCAGUGGUCGAUGGGCUUGUGGAAAUGCUAAACCACUUCUUGUGAGCCAGAAGUCUUCACCAAACAAGGACACCAUCCAAACAAAUAUGUACACAGACAGGGAGCCAUCCAGCCAGCCAUUUGUGUUCUCCCCUUCUUCCCAAGAGGUUGGUCAAGUGAACUUGAGGAAAGUCUUAGAAUUGCCACAUCACUUGUAUGAAAGUAAAAAAUGGGAGGAGUUGGCUGGGAUAUCAAUGUCUUUGGAGUUUCAACAGGCUAUGGUUCGAACAGGACUCCUGGGAGAUCUAGUAGCCAUGUUGCAAGGUGAUGAGGGGUCAUUUCUAUCUUGUUUUUCAAGAGAAAGAGCGCUCAUAGCAAGCACACUUAAGUCUUAUGCUUGCUUAUUGGAGAGCUCACCCCUGCAGCUGCCCACAGUGAUGGAGACGAGCCUCCUCCCUUAUCUGGAGGUCUUUCCUGAACUCAAAGGUUAUGUCAGAGAGAUCAGACAGGAGAGGAGGAAUAGAGGAAGUGGAUUAGGAGCAGGGAUUUGCCCUGCUCCUUCCACUGUUCCUUCCAUUCAGUGUUUAAAGUGUGGUGCCACAACCAGGGAAGUUUCUGUUACAGAAGUAGCUGGGACAGAGUGUGGGAUUGUUGCAGAGAUCAUGGACGAUGGCACGGCAUGUUUUUGGAAAAGCUCUGGGUGUGAUGUGGUCAAACUGUCACUGCGCUGUGAGCAGAAGGAGAUGAGGUUUGUAGGAGUGAAGAGUAGUGGUCAGUUCAUGCUGCUUUCAACACAGUGCAACAAGCUUUUCCUGUGGGAUGUAACAUGCGCAGAGAUGUCUCUAAGGCUUAACGACUCUUUGAAAACAGAGUUUGAGCUAGAGUCAAACCAGCAAACACCAAAGAAAAUCGAAGGGUUUGUUGCAUGUCAGACAAAGUUAUCUGUGUGGUGGAAAAAUGAGAGUUUUGUGAGUGUGUUUGAUGUCUCCAAUGCAACCAUGACUCAUUUCCAGUGUCAGAGCUGUGUUACCUGUUUGGUUUGCUCCUCUAAUGGCUUUUACAUGUACUGUGGGCAGGAGGAAGGCACUGUGUCCAUAUUUGACACCAUCUCUGGCAGUCUCCUUAGCACCUGUUCAAACGUAACCCAUAAUGCAGUUACGCAGAUAAUCCUCUGUGAAGAAAAGUGGCAAAUAGCAUGUGUUGACAAGGCAGGAAAUGUAGCUUUAUGGGAUGUUGCCGCCAAAACACAAUCACCCAGACUUGUCAAAGAAAGCUUUUCUGGGGGUAAAUCUAACAACAUCCUCAAUACAGAUUACUCAGAUGAAAUCAACACUUUAUUGGUGUGUCAAUCUGACCGGGUUAUGCUGUGGGAUACACAUGACUGGGAGCUGUGGGACCAGUUCUUGGCUCCACAGGGGAGGGCCUUUGUUCACACUGUGUUCUCAAAUGAUAGCCACCUUUUCCUGGCUUUGUUAGAAGCCUGUCCUGUCAUCUUGGUGUGGAGGGUCAGCACAGGGGAGUGUGUUCUCUCCUUAGAAACAAACAACCAGCCUCAUACUCUCCUCAAAAUGGCCUCAGAUGUCAUUUGUGUCACUCGUGAUGGGGGGCUGACAGUGUGGGACUCUGAGAUGAUAGAGGCUGCAGGUGCGGCUCAGAAAAUGCAAUGGGGAGUGACAGAAGUAGUGGCUGAACAAACGGGGGAGUGGUUCUACACCACUGAUGGGUCAGAGGCGGUGUGGAGAUGGAGAUUAGAAGCAGCACGUCCACUUGCCACCUUGCUACAUGGUGGUCCUGUGGGAAGACUGCGCCUCUCUCCGGACAACAUCCGCCUUGUGACACUUGCAGCAGGGGAAAUUUACGUUUGGCAAACAGAAACAGGUCAGAACAUCAUGCGUAUUAGUGGCGGCAGAGCAACAGACAUCCUGAUCACCCCUAACAGUAACUUCGGGGUAAGCAUUUCUGAGCAACGGUUAUCUCGAGUUUGGAAGCUGGCACAGGGGAGUAUUGUGUGCAGCAUACACCUGUCCCUAUCCGACGCCCAGGUGUCACCUGAAAGCACUUUCCUCAUUGGCCUUUGCAGGGGAGAUCUAUUAGCUGCCAGUCUGUGGUCGGGUUCGAUCAGCAAACGUUUCUCCUGCGUGGCAAGCUCAGAGCAUGUUGUUGCUUUCCACACACUUUCAGAGCACCCAGACUUUGUGGUGGUGAUGGUCGCCUCAGGGGCAGUGUACACCUGGAAAGUGACAGAGGAGACGGUGUGCAGGCACUUUCAGUUGCCUCAUAUGUUUCACUGUCAGCCACAAAACUUCCAAAUGUCCUCUGAUGGGAGCUUCGCCCUGCUGUCUGCUGAUAAUGAAGCCCUCAACCUCUUGAACCUUUCUCAGGUCACACUGUGUUCAUUCAAGACUGAUGGUCCUGUGGUUAAAGCUUGUUUGCAUAAAUCUGGAUAUUACGCUGCCUACAUAUCUUGCCCCAGCAACCAUGAGAAAAACUGCGCCUGUUCCCUGCACACAAGGCCUGUCCUCACAGUUGUACGACUCGCAGACGGGGAAAGAAUAGGAAGUGUGCAUCUUCCUAAGAGUCCACUGAGUUUGACUGUGUGUAACCAGCAGUGUGUGUUUGUGGGCUUCGUGGACGGGUCUGUUGGUGUUUACUAUAUUUCAGAUGUCAAGAUCAAUGGAGAGGACUCGGUCAGGUGCCGAGAUCACUUGGAUGAUAAGUUGAAGCAAUGCCCCUUUGACAGAGUACCAUUCAAAUGGUUGCCUCUAGCAACACCAAAUGUCACAUGGCCUUAAGAUACUUAAAAACUGUUGUUCAACUGUAUUUGUAUAUACAAUAUAUCUUAAAAUAUAAAUAUACUACGUCUACUUUUCUGGUAAACACA
Molecule: messenger RNA, 5498 nt
Organism: Scatophagus argus
Lineage: Eukaryota; Metazoa; Chordata; Actinopteri; Scatophagidae
Product: NACHT and WD repeat domain-containing protein 2-like
Exons: 10
Coding region: 292-5409 (1705 amino acids)
Molecular function (GO): protein binding
Source: RefSeq, a predicted model, not a curated record